Messenger RNA from Mirounga angustirostris (Northern elephant seal), 375 nucleotides. Its product is annotated as large ribosomal subunit protein eL31-like. Gene Ontology annotation, cellular component: ribosome; cytosolic large ribosomal subunit. NCBI's taxonomy places the organism in Eukaryota, Metazoa, Chordata, Mammalia, Carnivora, Phocidae. The coding region runs from base 1 to 375 and encodes 124 amino acids. The record is from RefSeq and is a predicted model, not a curated record. Gene Ontology annotation, biological process: cytoplasmic translation. The transcript has a single exon. Gene Ontology annotation, molecular function: structural constituent of ribosome.
AUGGCUCCCGCAAAGAUGGGUGGUGAGAAGAUGAAGGGCCAUUCUGCCAUCAACAACAUAAUGACCAGAGAACACACCAUCAACAUUCACAAGAGCAUCCACGGAGUGGGUUUCAUGAAGCGUGCCCCUCGGGCACCCAAAGGGAUCCAGAAAUUUGCCAUGAAGGAGAUGGGAACUCCAGAUGUGCACAUUGACACCAGGCUCAACAAAGCUGUCUGGGCCAAGGGAAUAAGGAAUAUUCCACGGUAUCUGUGUGCAGUUGUCCAGAAACAGAACAAGGAUGAAGUUUCACCAAACAAGCUCCAUACCUUGGUUACCCACGUACCUGUCACCACUUUCAAAAGUCUACAGACAGUUAAUGUGGAUGAGAACUAA